AUGGCAGCUUCAAACCAUAUCAGCAACGUUGCUAUAGUCGGGGCUGGGGGCAACAGCGGACGUGUGAUGACUGAAGCCCUCCUCAAGACGGGCAAGCAUAUUGUUACAGCUAUUACUCGUGUCGACAGCCAGACGAAGUUGCCAGAAGGCGUGCUCGUCAAGCGGGUCGACUACGACAAGACAAAUACGCUCGUCGAUGCCCUCAGCGGUCAGGAUGCAAUGGUAAUUACUCUGGCCGGUAACGCUCCCCCAGAUACUGAGAUGAAGCUCAUCAAUGCCGCCGGCGAGGUAGGCGUGCCAUGGAUUCUGCCCAGUGAAUGGGCUCCCGACACUGCGAAUGAAGCACUGGUCAACGACGUGUUUAUUUUCCAGUCCAAGGUGAGCAUCCGCAAAGCCAUCUCGGAUCUCGGAAAGAGCUCCUACAUUGCCGUGUCGACCGGCUUCUGGUACGAGUACAUGCUUGCUAUCCCAGCAACAUUUGGCAUCGACUUUGCCAAACGCACUGUCGUUCUCUUCGACGAAGGCCAGACGAAGGUCUCUGUCUCGACGUUGCCGCAGGUCGGGCGUGUGGUAGCCGCUCUUCUGAGUCUGCCCAUCUCCAGCCACGGAAGUGCUUGCCUGCAGCACUACAAAGAUCAAGUCGUCUACGUCAAUUCAUUCACCGUGAGCCAAAUUGACAUGCUCGAGUCGGCUUGUCGAGUGACUGGCACAAAACUUGAUGACUGGACCAUUACUAAAGAGCCGUCUCACGAGCGGUACGCCAGUGGUGUGGAACAGAUCAAGGACGGCAAGCGCAUUGGCUUCGCGAAGAUGAUGGCAACCAGAGUCUUCUAUCCCGACGGAUGCGGCGACACGGAGCAUAACAAGGGCACCUUGAACGGGGUGCUGGGACUGCCGAAGGAGGAUCUUGAUGAGGCCACUCAGGCGGCGGUGGAGAGGGCGAGAACAGUGCCGAAUUGGGCGGAGGAAGGUAGCUAG
This is a messenger RNA of Exophiala xenobiotica, 978 nucleotides long. RefSeq lists its product as uncharacterized. NCBI's taxonomy places the organism in Eukaryota, Fungi, Ascomycota, Eurotiomycetes, Chaetothyriales, Herpotrichiellaceae. Gene Ontology annotation, molecular function: oxidoreductase activity. The transcript is spliced from 4 exons. The record is from RefSeq and is a predicted model, not a curated record. Bases 1 to 978 code for a protein of 325 amino acids.